GGUCAAUGGCGUGGGGGGGUCUGGUGGCCGACUUCCUGCAGGUGCCGGCGGUGACGCGGGCCUACACCGCGGCCUGCAUGCCCACCACCGCCGCCAUGCUGGAGCUCCUCAGCCCCUUCCAGCUCUACUUCAACCCGCACCUCGUGCUCCGGAAGUUCCAGGUCUGGAGGCUCGUCACCAACUUCCUCUUCUUCUGGCCCCUGGGAUUCAGCUUCUUCUUCCACAUGCUCUUCGUGUUCCGCUACUGCCGCAUGCUGGAGGAGGGGUCUUUCCGCGGCCGCAAGGCCGACUUCGUCUUCACGUUUCUCUUCGGGGGCGUCCUCAUGACCCAGCUGGGGCUGCUGGGCAGCCUGUUCUUCCUGGGCCAGGCCCUCACAGCCAUGCUGGUGUACGUCUGGAGCCGCCGCAGCCCUCGAGUGAGGGUCAACUUCUUCCGGCUCCUCACCUUCCAGGCGCUAUUCCUGUCCUGGGCACUCGUGGGCUUCUCCCUGCUGCUGGGCAACUCCAUCCUCGUGGACCUACUGGCGUCUCUCUUCUUACAGCCCCUUGAACAAGCCAGCCAGCCUGUAGGCUUCACAUCUUCAGGCCUGACCUGCUGGUGA
Ceratotherium simum simum (southern white rhinoceros) is the source of this 602-nucleotide messenger RNA. The record is from RefSeq and is a predicted model, not a curated record. Lineage: Eukaryota; Metazoa; Chordata; Mammalia; Perissodactyla; Rhinocerotidae.